AUGGGCCUGCCGCCUUACUCGGGUCCGUUCCAGGUGGGCGUCAUCGAUCUCGAGAUCCCCGUCCGCCAGCCACGCAGCUUUUGCGACAACGUCGUCAAGCCCGACGAGCUCAACCGUCCCACUCGCAGGGCAAAGAGGGAGGCAAAGCGAGCCCAGGACCAGGCUACGAAGGCCAAAGGCGCAGACCCCACCGCCGCACACCAGCAUAGCACGUCGCAGGGCUCGUCGCCGGCCCAGAGCUCGGGUCACAACGCGGCAGCGACAGAAGAGAACAUCGGCCUCGACGAGGGGGACGGAGAGGGUGGUGUGCCCACCUGGUCUCCCUUUACGUCGGGUUCCAAGACGUCAACGCUGCACCUCGAGACUGUCCUGUUCGCCGUCUACUACCCGUGCAAGCCCCUCGCAAAGGCCGAGGCGAGGCGAUAUACCCAGGUGGCCUGGCUCGGUCGUCCCAAGCACACGGGCGUCGGCGCCCUCUUCAAGUACCUUGGCCAGUACGGGCCCUUUGCCAUCCCCGCCUCGCCCGCCGUCUUUACGCUGCUGCGAGCCAAGAUGCCCGCCCUCGCCGGCCCACCGCUCGCCGACCCGGACAAGCUGCGCAAGCGCGCCAAGCCUUCGAGCAGCCAGCAGCAGCAGGACCAGCAGCAGGGACGACAGGGGCAGCGGCAAAAGGGCGACCGCGCGACGGCGGGCAACUUUGGCCAGCUGCCGCCCCAACUGCCCGUCGUCAUCUUCAGUCACGGCCUCGCGGGCAACCGGCUGAGCUACUCGCAGUUCUGCGGCGAGCUGGCGAGCUACGGACUCGUCGUCGUCGCCCUCGAGCACCGCGACGGAUCGGGCGUCAGCAGCAUCGUCCGCGGCGAAGAGGCGCCGUCCAAGUCGCAGCGCACCGAUAGCCUCGGCGGCGGCGGCGGCGGCGACGAAAAGGGCAAGGCCAGGCCGUCUCACCCAAAGGCGCAGGUUCCCUACUUCAGCUUCGAAAAGAUCGGGCUCAACUCGUUCUCGGACAGCCCGACGGACGACGAGGUCAACCUCCGCCGCGACCAGAUCGAGAUGCGCCACGCCGAGAUCGAAGAGUGCCUCUACGUCCUCGACCAGAUCAACCAGGGCCACGGCCCCGAGAUUGUCCGCCGCUCGACGCGCAAGCUCUGCACCAAGCUGGCGGGCCGAGGCGUCGACGGGACGAGCGAACAGCUGCCGUCGGACUCGAUUCUCAAGCAGGCCGAACCGCUCUCGGACUGGAAGGGUAAGCUGGACCUGCAGCUCCCGACGCUGUGCGGGCACAGCUUUGGCGGCGCCACUGUGCUCGAGAUGAUGAGGUGCGAGGACAAGUGCAGGCCCUUUCCGCUCGCCAUCGUCCUCGACCCCUGGGUGGCCCCCGUCAGGGAUCCGGACGAGGACCACGAGGCCAGGGGCAAGAUGAAGAAGCCCGUCUACGUGCUCAACUCGGAGAGCUUCACAAUAUGGGAAGACCACUUUGCCAAGCUCAAACGCAUCUGCCUCGACGGCCGGCGGGCCAAUGCCAACGCACGCGGCUGGCUCAUGACGCUGUGCGGCUCCAAGCACACCGACUUUUCCGACUACCCGUUCCUCCUCCCGCGCGUAUUUCGCUCGACGGUGGGCCCGCGCAAGACGAUCGAGGUGUUUGUCAAGGCCACCUACGUCCAGAUGGGGCUGAUGCGACAGCGGCUGCGGGAAGAAGAGGACAGGCCGGGCGUCAAGGUGUACGGGGAUGAAGCGAUGCGGGAUGAGAGCGGCAGCGUCGACGGCGGUGAACAGGAGGCAGGAGGAGUGGAGGCGAUGCAGAACGGAGGCAGAGAGCAGCAACAUGCCGAGUCGAGCGGCAGGGCGCUGGGAUACGGUGGCAACCCGCCGCAGGCCGACGAGCAGCCUGCGGAUCCGGCUUCGCCACGACCGAUAGCACAGCAUUCCGACGACGCCAGCCCGGCCCGCAGCGCCGCAUCCGAUGCCGACGAGCGACGGACGGCCAAGGAGCGCGGCUUCAUCACCGACGGAAGGAUGGUGCAGCUCAUCGACGCCGACCGCGAUGCUGAGGAGGUCCACGCCCAGCUCGAGCGCAUCACGGCCGAGUGGAACUACGAGCGCGCGCGGCCAAAGUCGCUCAUGUCGCUCUUUAUGCUCUACUACGGCUUCCAGCCGGGCCUCGAGAAGCCGGGACGCGUCCUCAUCCACCAGGUCUAG
Messenger RNA from Pseudozyma flocculosa PF-1, 2202 nucleotides. RefSeq lists its product as uncharacterized. The transcript has 2 exons. The record is from RefSeq and is a predicted model, not a curated record. The coding region runs from base 1 to 2202 and encodes 733 amino acids. Gene Ontology annotation, molecular function: 1-alkyl-2-acetylglycerophosphocholine esterase activity. Lineage: Eukaryota; Fungi; Basidiomycota; Ustilaginomycetes; Ustilaginales; Ustilaginaceae.